This is a messenger RNA of Dipodomys ordii (Ord's kangaroo rat), 4182 nucleotides long. It is a transcript of the gene Caskin2, whose product is annotated as CASK interacting protein 2. NCBI's taxonomy places the organism in Eukaryota, Metazoa, Chordata, Mammalia, Rodentia, Heteromyidae. The record is from RefSeq and is a predicted model, not a curated record. Gene Ontology annotation, molecular function: protein binding. The coding region runs from base 479 to 4090 and encodes 1203 amino acids. The transcript is spliced from 20 exons.
GGGGGGGGCUGUGGGAGCCAGCGUCCCGAGUGCCAGGGACACAGCAGGACCAGCCGGACCCCCGGCGGGGCGGCCGGGGAAGGCUGUUGGCACAGCCACAACGUCUAUUCCAGACCCCUCCACACCUGUCCACCACUGUCACCUGAGGCCCAAGGGAAUGCUGGCUGCGCUCUGUGCUCCUGAGUCAGGCUGGAAAGAUUGGCGGGCUCAGCCCUGGCCUGUCGCAGGGCUGUCAGAAGCUGCGGGCUGAUCCCUGUGCCGAUUUCCACACAGCCUCCACCCCCUCAGACCCUGGCUUCCCCGCUGGAGGGAAUAUCAUCAGCGCCUGACAAGGAGCCACUGGCUGGGACACCAGACGUGCUCCCUUAGGACCUGGGGCCCUCAAGGGGCUGAAGUAUGGUGCACUGACACCACUGUUGGACUUGUCUCCCUGCCUCUCCUUGGAUUCCUGUGUUCUGAGCCCAGCCCAGGGGCCACUAUGGGUCGGGAGCAGGACCUGAUCCUUGCUGUCAAGAAUGGGGAUGUAACCUGUGUCCAGAAAUUGGUGGCCAAGGUCAAAGCUGCAAAGACAAAGCUCCUUGGCUCCACGAAGAGGCUCAAUGUCAACUACCAGGAUGCCGAUGGAUUCUCUGCUCUCCAUCAUGCUGCCUUGGGGGGCAGUUUGGAGCUCAUAGCCUUGCUUCUGGAGGCUCAGGCCACCGUAGACAUCAAGGACAGCAAUGGAAUGCGUCCACUGCACUACGCGGCCUGGCAGGGCCGGCUAGAGCCUGUGAGGCUGCUGCUCCGGGCCUCUGCGGCUGUCAACGCGGCCUCGCUGGAUGGUCAGAUCCCUCUGCACCUAGCUGCACAGUACGGACACUAUGAGGUGUCAGAGAUGCUCCUCCAACAUCAGUCCAACCCAUGCCUGGUCAACAAAGCUAAGAAGACACCCCUGGAUCUGGCCUGUGAAUUUGGUCGGCUCAAGGUGGCCCAGCUUCUGCUCAACAGCCACUUAUGUGUGGCGCUGCUGGAAGGUGAGGCCAAGGAUCCGUGUGACCCCAAUUACACCACACCCCUGCACUUGGCUGCCAAGAACGGCCAUCGAGAAGUCAUCAGACAGCUCCUGAGAGCUGGAAUUGAGAUCAACCGCCAGACCAAGACCGGCACGGCGCUCCACGAAGCUGCACUGUACGGCAAGACCGAGGUGGUGCGGCUUCUCCUGGAGGGAGGCGUGGACGUAAACAUCCGCAACACCUACAACCAGACGGCACUGGACAUCGUCAACCAGUUCACCACCUCCCAGGCCAGCAGGGAGAUCAAGCAGCUGCUGAGGGAGGCCUCAGGGAUCCUGAAGGUCCGAGCACUCAAGGAUUUCUGGAACCUCCAUGAUCCCACUGCUCUCAAUGUCCGAGCUGGAGAUGUCAUCACGGUGCUUGAGCAGCACGCAGAUGGCCGCUGGAAGGGCCACAUCCAUGAGAGCCAAAGAGGCACAGACCGUGUGGGCUACUUCCCUCCUGGCAUUGUCGAGGUGGUCAGCAAGCGAGUGGGCAUCCCUGUGCCCCGUGUCCCCUCCGCACCCACUACCCUGCGCCCAGGCUUCUCCCGAACACCGCAGCCUCCUGCUGAUGACGCCCUGCAUCCUCUGGCCUAUGGCCAGCUCCCUCGGGUGGGCCUCAGCCCGGACAGUCCAGCAGGUGACAGGAAUAGCGUAGGCAGCGAGGGCAGCGUGGGCAGCAUCCGCAGUGCUGGCAGUGGUCAGAGUUCCGAGGGCACCAACGGCCACAGCACGGGCCUCCUUAUCGAGAACGCUCAGCCUCUGCCCUCUGCCGGUGAGGACCAGGUGCUGCCGGGACUGCAUGCCCCGCCCCUGGCAGACACCCUGAGCCACCACCCUCUGAUUAGCCACCGCUCAGGUGAGAUCUUCACCCAGGAUGUGAGGCCAGAGCAGCUGCUAGAGGGGAAGGAUGCACAGGCUAUUCAUAACUGGCUGAGUGAGUUCCAGCUGGAGGGCUACACUGCCCACUUUCUGCAGGCUGGCUAUGACGUGCCAACCAUUAGCCGCAUGACCCCUGAGGAUCUGACAGCCAUCGGAGUGACCAAGCCGGGCCACCGGAAGAAGAUCGCCGCAGAGAUCGCCCAGCUCAGUAUUUCCGAGUGGCUGCCCAACUACAUCCCGACGGAUCUGCUGGAGUGGCUGAGUGCACUGGGGCUGCCGCAGUACCACAAGCAGCUGGUGAGCAGUGGCUAUGACUCCAUGGGGCUAGUGGCCGAUCUCACCUGGGAAGAGCUGCAGGAAAUCGGCGUCAACAAGUUGGGGCACCAGAAGAAACUCAUGCUGGGUGUGAGGCGGCUGGCGGAGCUCCGGCGGGGCCUGCUGCAGGGAGAGGCCCUGGGCGAAGGCGGGCGCCGGCUGGCCCGAGGAUCAGAGCUGAUGACCAUCGACGGGCUAGAGAAUGGGGAAGGCCCAGCCAUGGCCGGCCCACGCCUUCUCACCUUCCAGGGCAGUGAGCUGAGCCCGGAGCUACAGGCAGCCAUGGCAGGGGGCGGCCCUGAGCCGCUCCCCCUGCCCCCGGCUCGAUCCCCCAGUCAGGAGAGCAUUGGAGCACGCUCCCGGGGCUCUGGUCACUCACAGGAACAGUCUGCGCCCCAGCCGAGUGCUGGUGGAGACCCCGGCACCCUACAAGAAAGGAACCUUCCAGAGGGCACAGAGAGGCCCUCUAAGCUCUGCUUCCCACCUCCUGGCCAAGGACCUGCCCCGUAUGUUUUUAUGUACCCCCAGGUCUCACCCUCCAGCCCAGCCCCAGGGCCACCGCCUGGUGCACCCCGGGCCUUCUCCUACCUGGCGGGGCCCCUGGCCACCCCUCCAGACCCCCCUCGCCCCAAGCGCCGGUCCCACAGCCUGAGCCGCCCUGGCCCUGCGGAGGGGGAAGCCGAGGGGGAGGCCGAGGAGCCAGUGGGCAGUGCCUUGGGCAGUUACGCCACCCUCACCCGAAGGCCAGGACGCAGCACCCUUGCCCGGACUAGUCCUAGCCCAGCCCCGGCUCGGGGGACCCCACGCAGCCAGUCCUUUGCCCUCCGAGCCCGUCGCAAAGGCCCCCCGCCGCCACCCCCGAAACGCCUCAGCUCAGUUUCUGGCUCCACGGAACCCCCACCACUAGAUGGGAGCCCUGGGCCCAAGGACGGCGCCACAGGGCCCCGACGGAGAACACUGAGUGAGCCGAGCGGCCCCUCGGAGCCCCCGAGUCUGCCCAGCCCCGCCGGACCCGUGUCUGACACGGAAGAGGAGCCCAGCCCCGAGGGGACGCCUCCGUCUCGGGGGAGCUCGGGAGAAGGGCUGCCGUUCGCAGAGGAGGGAAACCUGACCAUCAAGCAGCGGCCAAAGCCAGCUGGCCCCCCACCCCGAGAGACGCCUGUGCCCCCCGGCCUCCACUUCAACCUUACAGAGUCAGACACUGUCAAGCGGAGGCCCAAGUGCAGGGAGAGAGAGCCGCUGCAGACGGCCCUGUUGGCUUUUGGGGUGGCAGGUGCUACCCCUAGCCCCUCUGCCCCCCCACCUUCCCAGGCCCCCAGCGAGUCCUCCCUCUCCGAGUCCUCCAGUCCUCCCCAGCCAGAGCCCAGCAGCCUCGCCACUCAAGGAGCUCCGGUGCCUCCUCUCAGCCCUGGGACCCAGACCCCCACGGCCCCAGUGGCCUCCAGUGCUGGCCCCAGUCUGGAAAGCUCGGCCAACCACCGGCCACCUGCAGAGCCGGAGCACACAGCUGCCCCCACCGCCCUGCUCAAGGUGCCCGGAGCAGGAACAGCUCCCAAGGCUGUGUCGGUGGCCUGCACCCAGCUGGCAUUUUCUGGCCCCAAGCUGGCUCCCCGGCCUGGCCCCCGCCCAGUGCCCCCCCCAAGGCCUGAGAGCACAGGAGGGGCUGUGGGUCCAGGCCGGGCCCAGCAGAGACUGGAACAGACCAGUUCAUCCCUGGCAGCUGCACUAAGGGCAGCCGAGAAGAGCAUUGGUGCUGAGGAGCGAGAAGGCCCCCCUGGGACCUCUACCAAGCACAUUCUGGAUGACAUCAGCACCAUGUUCGACGCCCUGGCGGACCAGCUGGAUGCCAUGCUGGACUGAACGAGACUGGCCUGUGUCCCCCAGCAGUGUUCACUGUGGCUUCCAGUGUCCACUGCCUUUGGCCCAGCAUGGAAGAAGUCCCCAGCACCCUG